Oncorhynchus tshawytscha (Chinook salmon) is the source of this 2837-nucleotide messenger RNA. Its product is annotated as zinc finger and BTB domain-containing protein 3. Gene Ontology annotation, cellular component: nucleus. Bases 415 to 2232 code for a protein of 605 amino acids. Gene Ontology annotation, biological process: regulation of transcription by RNA polymerase II. The record is from RefSeq and is a predicted model, not a curated record. The transcript is spliced from 2 exons. NCBI's taxonomy places the organism in Eukaryota, Metazoa, Chordata, Actinopteri, Salmoniformes, Salmonidae. Gene Ontology annotation, molecular function: DNA-binding transcription factor activity, RNA polymerase II-specific; protein binding; RNA polymerase II cis-regulatory region sequence-specific DNA binding.
UUGUAGCAGCUGGCCAAUGAUUGAGUGAAAUAUAACAAUCAUGUUUCUAACUACAUUUUGGUACAUGUCCCUAUGAAGCCUUUAUGAAGUGAUAUGAAACAUGUUUAUUUAGAGAUGUACGGGCUAAUAUUUUCAUAAUUCAGUGUCAGCAAGCUAACAGUUAGCUGGCUAACAUUGGGCCAGCUAGCAUCAAAACAGCUGUAAACAUUCAAAUACAUGAAUCACUCAUGUUUAUCGCGCACUUACUCGCUACUAAGAACCUGUAAUGUUUCCUAGUUAUGAACAACAGUGCUUGGUGUGUAGCUAUCGAAAAUGACUGAUCGUUAUGUCUUGCCUGCAGCGCUUAUUGGGAAGAGAAGCAUGAGGGGUUUCUUGCCUUCACCAAGCAUACAACCAAUGCCUGACGACUAAGACAUGGAGUUCCCCCAACACUCCCUGCAGCUUCUGUCAGGUCUGCGUUCUCAGCGUCAGCGUAGGUUCCUGUGCGACUGCACCGUCCUCGUGGGUUCCUCCCGUUUCCUGGCCCACCGGGCUGUCCUGGCCUCCUGCUCUCCAUUCUUCCACAUGUUCUACUCCGAUCCCCCUGGGUCCGCUGGUGCUGGCGGGGCCAGCUCAGUCACGCUGGACGGGGAUAUCGUGACAGCAGCGGCGUUCGGUCUGUUGUUAGACUUCAUGUACGAAGGCGUGCUGAGGUUGGAGACCCCUCCCCCAGCAGAGGACGUGCUGGCGGCGGCAAGCUUCCUCCACAUGAACGAGGUGGUCCGGGUGUGUAAGAGACGGCUACAGCACCGACCACCACCGGCUGAGGCAGACAGCACGCGCCCGGAGGAGAGUGGAGUGGCAGCAGUGGGCGGUAGUGGACCCGGGGUUGGCAUGGCAACAGGAGCUGCCAAAGCUGUGGCAAUGUCAGUGUCUCAGUCUGCAUCAAUGGCGUUGCAGAGAAGCCAGUUGGGCUCUUCUACAAGGUCAGAGAGGAGAGUGGAGGUUCCGGCACACGCUCCUCUGAGUCCGGACAUGGCCGACACCACCCAACCUGGCAUGGACCACGCUCUCACUCAUGUGGGUGAGCUGGUUACCCUCUCCUCCGGUCCCUCUCUCCGACUGGGGGGUCUGAGUCAGGGAGAGGGUCAGGGAGGCUCGGCCCUCUGCAGCCCCUGCAGCUCCACAGAGUCAUAUAGUCACAGUAGCCACCAGCGCCAGCCCUCUUCAUCAGCGGCAUCACCAGUGGUACCUGUGACCCAGACUGAUGGCUCCAGCUCCAUGGUGGGGAUACUGACCCAGUCUGACCACAGCAGCUCCUCCAGUCCAGAACAUGACAGCCAUAACCCUGUCUCUGACAACAAGAGCACAGUCAUCACACCAGGCAUGCAAUGCCAGCAGCAUGGUCUCAGUAUCAACACACACCCUCAGAUUAGAAUACAGCAUUCACUGUCACUACACCUCACCUCACCUCCCAACCUGAACCUUGUAAACCAUCAGGGCCAAACCUCAACCCUGUCCAGGCCUGAAGGGCUGCAGCAUGGGGGGUCAGAGAGGGAGAGCAGGGAGGUUAGUGAACACUCUAACAUGGGGGCUGUGGGAGUGGAGGAGCCCCUGACAGGGAGAGGAGAAGUGGAGCAGGAGGAUGGGGUGAAGGUAAAGGUAGAAGCCAUAGUGAUCUCAGAUGAGGAGUUUGAGGAGAUGGAAGGAGUGGUGAUGAGGAGAGGAAUAGAGGGGAGAGAACGAGGGAUGAUGAUGGAGGUAGAGGACAGGAAUGACUUUGAUGAUGAUAACCACAGAGAUGAACUGAAUAACCCCCACUUCCUCCCUUUUCACCCCCACCAUGCCUUACUCCAGAUGACCCACUCCCACCCCUCUGAGCCUCUCUCCUUCCCCCUCUCCCCCUCCGGACCCGGCACCACCUCCUCUGACGCUCCCCCUUUCCCCUCCUCCCUCUUCCCCUCUGUGGGCCAACAUUCUGACCAGCCCGUCUACUUCCAGGAUUCCAUGGGGAACUACGUUGAGGACGUUCCCACGUGCAGCGUCUGCGGGAAGACGUUCUCGUGCGCGUACACCCUGAGGCGACACGCCAUUGUGCACACGCGCGAGCGCCCCUACGAGUGCCGCUACUGUUACCGUAGCUACACGCAGUCAGGUGACCUGUACCGCCACAUUAGGAAGGCUCAUGACUCCAGCCUGCCAGCCAAACGCAGUAAGGGAGACACUGAGGAGGGCCAGCCUCCACACAGCUAGCUGUAUACUUCUCCAUACUAAAGAGAAUGAAACAUUAUUUAUGCCUUCCCCCUUCCAACACCAGACAUCCUGGUCUUGCAUGUCCGAUCUGGGAUACAUUCAAAAUGGUCUGAAAAAUGCCAGAGGCUCAGAUCUAGUGCGCAGGUUGAGGGAGGAUUUAGAGCGUGUCGCCCAGAUGUUCCCCUCCACCAGGAUGGUCUUUUCAGACCUAAUGGUGAGACAGGUGGUGCAAGCCAGACAUGCACAUGCCCGGGAAUGAGCAGACCUGGCACUUGGUCAACUAGCUGGGUCUACAUUCCUGAGGGACAGGGGCCAGUGGUGUUUUAGCUAUUUUAAAUGGGACUUUCAGGACUUUUGUCUUUUACACAUGUAUCUGUACCAGAUGUCUUACUAUGACCUCAGUGCCAAAAUAAUUUGUGUACUGUACUACAGGUAACUGCCAAAAUAUAGAAACAUGAGUAAAUGAGAGACAAAGUAUAUUAAAAGCAGGUGCUUCCACACAGGUGUAGUUCCUGAGUUAAUUAAGCAAUAACAUCCCAUCAUGCUUAUGGUCAUGUAUAAAAAUUCUGGGCAGGCCAUUAUUUUGGCUACCAUGGCCAUGCCCC